Molecule: messenger RNA, 1301 nt
Organism: Impatiens glandulifera
Lineage: Eukaryota; Viridiplantae; Streptophyta; Magnoliopsida; Ericales; Balsaminaceae
Exons: 8
Coding region: 55-1116 (353 amino acids)
Molecular function (GO): S-adenosylmethionine-dependent methyltransferase activity
Source: RefSeq, a predicted model, not a curated record
AUUAUUACUAUUAUUAUAUGCAGGAACAAGAGGAGACCUGAGAGCAAAAUCGCCAUGGAAGCAGUGGCACUAAGCAGCUUAUCAGCAAGACUAGCAAUUCCGAUUCGAAUCAGCACUUACUUUACCCGCUCUUUCGUUAAGCCUCUGUUCAUUCCGUUCAAUUUCAGAACAAUCAAAGCCUCUAAAUCACCUGAUUCCUCUUCCGCUGUCGUCGACGUCGAAACCAAACAUGAUUCACUCUUGGAUGGCAGAGAAGUUAUCAACAGAACGAAUAUCUUAGCUUGUCCAGUUUGUUACAAUCCAUUGUCUACCAAACCUAAUCCAACAAGAUCUGUUGAACAGGAACGAGGGUCUAGUUUAAAUUGUAACAUAUGUAAGAAGUCUUAUUUUGGUAAUGGGACACAUAUUGACUUGACUGUUAUUGGUGGGGCAAAAGAAUAUGGCGAAACUAUGCCAGCUUCCACAGAGAUUUUUAGGACACCUUUGGUUUCAUUUCUUUACGAGAGGGGUUGGCGACAAGGUUUUUCAAUAUGGGGUGGUUUCCCUGGCCCUGAGAAGGAGUUUGAACUAGCUAAAGAAUACCUGAAACCAGUUUUAGGGGGCAAUAUCAUCGAUGCAAGUUGUGGUAGUGGAAUGUUCUCAAGACUUUUUGCCAAGAGUGGACUGUUUUCUCUUGUUGUUGCUUUGGAUUAUUCAGAGAACAUGCUGAAGCAGUGCUAUGAAUUCAUUCAGCAGGACAAUAAUUUUCCAAAAGAGAACCUAAUCUUGGUUAGAGCCGAUAUUUCGCGACUUCCAUUUACUUCAGGCAGUGUAGAUGCUGUGAAUGCAGGUGCUGCCUUACAUUGUUGGUCUUCUCCAUCUACAGCAGUAGCUGAAAUAAGUCGAGUUUUGCGUCCUGGAGGUGUUUUUGUUGCUACAACCUUUAUAUUAGAUGGCCCUUUUACCGCUUUUCCAUUGUUGAAGCAUAUUCGCCAGAACAUUGGAAAAUUCUCGGGUAGCCAUGUGUUCAUUGCUGAAAGGGAGCUUGAAGAAUUGUGCAAUUCAUGUGGACUUGAGGGCUUUACUUGCACAAGAAACAGGCGAUUUGUAAUGCUUUCUGCUAGAAAGCCCAGCUGAUAUCUACUUGAGCACAUAAGAUCUCUUUAUGAGGUAACCAACAUUCAUUGGGUGGAUUAAUGAGAAGUUCAUUGCUCAUUUAAGUUCCCAUUACAUUUUCUUGCUUUACUUGUGUUUUGGGUAUUUGAUCAACACUUUUGUUGUUUUGUUGAACUUCUUGAUUAAUUAAAGACUACAUCUUUAAC